Messenger RNA from Sitophilus oryzae (rice weevil), 1969 nucleotides. It is a transcript of the gene SppL, whose product is annotated as signal peptide peptidase-like 3. The transcript has 7 exons. Gene Ontology annotation, cellular component: lumenal side of endoplasmic reticulum membrane; cytoplasmic side of endoplasmic reticulum membrane; Golgi-associated vesicle membrane. Gene Ontology annotation, biological process: membrane protein proteolysis. The record is from RefSeq and is a predicted model, not a curated record. The coding region runs from base 515 to 1654 and encodes 379 amino acids. Gene Ontology annotation, molecular function: aspartic endopeptidase activity, intramembrane cleaving. NCBI's taxonomy places the organism in Eukaryota, Metazoa, Arthropoda, Insecta, Coleoptera, Curculionidae.
CAAAAAAAAAAUAUCAAGAGAAUUAUUAUAUCAUCAAUUAAAAAAACUUUUUGUUACAACAGGAACUGUUUUACUGGUUAUCUACAUAGAGAGGUCAGAAGAUUCUAAAAGAACAAGUAGGUGCCAGAAAUUUAUCUUUGUUUACAAACAACUCGUAAUUUCUCACACAUUAUUAAGUCGUUAAUCUUUCAGAGAAUUUAGUGAGAAUACCAGCGACCGAGACUAGAGGAGUCGCUGCGAGAGCGCUAAAAUUUUGCCCGUCUUACGUAAAAACAAUCCUGCUAAAAUUAGAAAGUUGCGCCAGCGAUCUCUUUUUCAUAUACUGAAAAAUCAACAUGGCGCUGAAAACAAUUGUUGAGUGAUAAUCGGAUUAUAAAACAGGUAUUCUGUUCGUAACAUGGAUCGCAAGAAAACCGAGUGAUGUUUCUGUGUAAAUGUAGUUUAUUAGUUUAUGUGCUAGGCCCUUCCACGUUCAGCAGAUAGCAUAGGUGCUAGGACUCAGAAAUCUGUCGCCAUGGCAGACAGUCAGGGGCAAACAGUUGAAUAUCAGUGGGCCUACUCGAUCAUGGAUUCCAGUCGUGUCUCCACUUUUUUAAUAUCCAUGUUGCUCAUAGUGUAUGGUAGUUUUCGAAGUUUAAAUAUGGAACAAGAGGCCAGAGAUAGAGCGCAUGGGUCCACAAAUUGUCUUCUGAAUCCAUCGCAAACUGUUCAAACCGAGAACAAUGUGCAAACUUUGGAUACAAUGCAUGCAUUAUGUUUGCCAUUGGGGGCUAGCAUAUCGCUUUUGGUCAUGUUCUUUUUCUUUGAUUCCAUGCAGAUGCUGUUUGCAAUUUGUACAGCAAUAAUAGCAACAGUGGCUCUGGCCUUUCUGCUCCUUCCCAUGUGUCAAUACAUCAUAAGGCCAUGUUCGGACGGCAAUAAAAUCUCGUUUGGGAUAUGUGGACGGUUCACGGCAGCUGAACUGCUUUCCUUUUCCUUGAGCGUCUUCAUUGUAUGCAUAUGGGUACUAACAGGUCACUGGUUACUAAUGGACGCUAUGGGUAUGGGCCUAUGCGUAGCAUUUAUAGCGUUCGUACGCUUGCCCAGUCUGAAGGUUUCGACGCUGCUCUUGACUGGUUUGCUUAUCUACGAUGUGUUUUGGGUAUUUUUCUCCUCGUACAUAUUCAGCGCCAACGUUAUGGUUAAGGUGGCUACUAGACCGGCUGAAAAUCCCGUGGGUCUAGUUGCACGGAAACUGCACAUUGGGGGCGUUGCCAAAGAAGCCCCCAAACUUAGUCUACCAGGAAAAUUAGUCUUUCCUAGUAUACAUAAUUCGGGACAUUUUAGUAUGUUAGGUCUUGGCGAUAUCGUGAUGCCCGGUCUGCUGCUGUGCUUCGUCCUGAGAUACGACGCGUACAAAAAGUCCCAAGGUUUGGCCCCGUCCGGUUCCAAGCUCACGUACUUCCACUGUUCGUUACUGGGCUACUUUCUGGGCCUCCUGACUGCUACAGUCAGCUCGGAAGUGUUCAAGGCGGCCCAGCCGGCGCUGCUCUAUCUCGUCCCCUUUACGCUGUUGCCAUUGUUGACUAUGGCUUAUUUAAAGGGCGACUUAAGACGUAUGUGGUCGGAACCUUUCAAAUCUUUAAGUGUGUCGAAGCAUUUACAAGAUGUGUGAUAAAAACUCAUGGUACAACUGUUAUAAAUGUAGGAAAUAGUUAUUCAUUGGAAGAGAUGAUGAUAAUAAAAAGAGCGAAUAUUAAUAGAAUAUCAGUUCCUUUACGAUCAGUACUUGCUUUCAAAGUGAACGUGGAGUUACAUUGACGUAACUAUUCUAGCUUUAAUUAUUAUUUAAACGAACAAAAAGUGUUUUAUUCUUUAUUUAUAGUAAUGUUAUUUAAAUUACAAAAUGUAUUGGAGUGUUUAAAGAGUGUUAUUGUCUAACUGCAACAUUAAAUUAUAUUAUGCAAGUGGCAAGCUUGGCUUGGUCAAA